UUAAGAGGUUGGCAUGAUGAGCUAGUCUUUUAGUCUUAUUCUACAGUUUUAAUACUAUCAGUAUAGCCUCAUUCAAGUCUUGUAGGUGUCUAGAUAUGAUUUGAGUGCCUCUCCUAGCGAGAUUAUCUGGCAAAAUAUUCCUUCUUUAUUUGGAGAAAGAUCAGAAUUUCCUUCUGUCUUAUGACAAAUGCUGCCUCAAAACUGCCACUCAGCUUUAGUUAAGAGAGUCCAUAUACAGUUAUUAGCUAUUUUAAAGACUUGAUUGCCAGAACACCUUAUGGCUUUGAUCUCCAGGGUUAUCCAAAAGAAAAGUGAAAUGAAAUAGCAAUUAGCAACCUCAAACGAAGGAUUAUCAACCUGGAAUAAGACCGAGAGGUUGCUCAAGUAUGUCUAAAGACUUAUUGAGAAAGGAUCUAACUGCUAGUUCAUGGUUCCAUUAAAGUACCAAAAAUCCAGCCAGGAUGUACCUUCUCAGAUCGAUUGUAAAAUAUGUCGUUUUUGGCAUACUUUUGAUUUCAACUAUUU
This is a messenger RNA of Moneuplotes crassus, 525 nucleotides long. NCBI's taxonomy places the organism in Eukaryota, Ciliophora, Spirotrichea, Euplotida, Euplotidae. The record is from the annotation of a GenBank genome assembly.